This is a messenger RNA of Lolium rigidum, 3012 nucleotides long. RefSeq names its product receptor-like protein EIX2. Bases 8 to 2995 code for a protein of 995 amino acids. Gene Ontology annotation, molecular function: protein binding. Lineage: Eukaryota; Viridiplantae; Streptophyta; Magnoliopsida; Poales; Poaceae. The record is from RefSeq and is a predicted model, not a curated record. The transcript has a single exon.
UUCCGUCAUGUGUUCGUUCGGCAGCCCGUCCAUACCUGCGCACACAAGCCUACUAGCCCACCACAACGCCAUGGCUGCAGCGAGCUUCCUCUUCCUAAUCAUCCUACAUGCUGCAGUCGUCCCCUCUGUCGACAGCGCAAGGGACAUAUCCAACGGGACCUGCUUCCCUGCUGACAGGGUCGCGCUGCUCUCCUUCAAGGACGCCAUCACGAGCGACCCGAGACAUCUCCUCGUCUCGUGGCAGCAAGGACACCACGACUGCUGCCGGUGGAGCGGCGUCACCUGCAGCCGCCGGACAGGCCACGUCGUCAAACUCGACCUCGGCGACCGUCGUCCACCAGAGGGUGUGUUCAUUGGUGCCAUUGGACAGCAUUCGCUGCGCGGACAGGUAUCUUCUUCUUUGCUUGCUCUCCGAGGUAGUCUCAGGUAUCUAGACCUGGGCGGGAAUUUACUUCUCGGAGAUGCAAUGGCCAUGCCGGGAUUUCUGGGUUCUCUGCAGAGUUUGACGUAUCUCAACCUCUCCUACAUGGGUUUCUAUGGUAAAGUCCCCCCUCAGCUAGGCAACCUCUCCAAACUGCUAGUCCUUGACAUACAGUCCACUCAUCUAUACUCAAAGGAUAUAUCUUGGUUACCACGUCUCCGCUCGCUAGAGUACCUUAACUUGGCCUUAAUCAACCUCACCGGAGUCAGUGAUUGGGUCCAUAAAGUCAACGCCCUUCCCAAUUUGGUUGUACUGAAUCUCCGUUACUGUAAACUUUGUGCUCCAUCAUCACUUUUGCACCACAACCUCACAGUUCUUGAGGAGCUUAACCUCGAUUCUAAUCCUUUUGACAGUCCGGUUGCACCCCAGUGGUUCUGGGAUGCAACUAGCCUCAGGAGCCUAAAGUUAGGGGGUUGUGGAUUAUCAGGCACAUUUCCUGACGAGGUAGGAAACUUGACCUUGUUAGAGACCUUCGACCUAUCAGGUAACAACAUCAAGAGGAUUAUACCAGGGACACUACAAAAUUUGUGUAAUCUGAGGUCUCUAUAUCUCGACUACAGCAACAUUAGUGUCGAUAUUUCAGAGGUAAUACAAAAGAUCCCCAACUGUUCUUGGAGGAAUUUACAAGAGCUGACUCUGGCAUAUAACAACAUCACUGGCACGACAUUAAAUUUUGUGUCAAACCUAACUAGCUUAAGAAAGCUUGAUGUCAGUGACAACCAGUUGAGUGGUUCAGUGCCUGUGGAGAUUGGAAGGCUUGCAAAUUUGACUGAAUUAUACCUUGGAAAAAAUGAAUUUGCUGGUGUGAUAUCAGAAAAUCAUUUUAUUGGUUUGAUGAAUUUAAAGUCCAUUGACUUAUCAUAUAAUAAUUUGGAGCUCAUUAUUGACUCACGCUGGGUACCUCCAUUCAACUUGCAUUUAGCGUGGUUUACAUCUUGUCAUUUGGGUCCCCAGUUUCCUAAGUGGCUUCGAUGGCACAAGAGCAUUGGUUGGCUUGACAUUUCAAACACAGGUCUAGUUGGCAAGAUCCCAGAUUGGUUUUGGACUACCUUUUCUGAUGCUAUAAUUUUGGCAAUCUCCUUGAACCAACUUAGCGGCGAGUUACCACCCAGUCUUGAGUUCAUGUCAGUGAUUGGAAUUUCAAUGCAUUCAAACCAACUGACUGGUUUGAUACCCAAGUUACCAAGAAAGCUUGAGUUAUUGGAUAUGUCAAGAAACUCUUUUAGUGGGUUCGCGCCAAGUUUCCAAACACCGGAUCUGGAAGUUUUAGUUCUUUUUUCCAAUUCUAUAACCGGAACUAUUCCAUCGUCAAUUUGUCGAUUGAGAAGAUUGCGGAUCUUAGAUCUUUCAAACAAUCUACUUUCAGGGGAGAUUCCUGAUUGUGGCGGAAAAGAUCUGAAAAAUCAGAACUCAUCUAUCAACAACCCUUCAAGAGUCAAUUCAGUGGGUUAUUUAAGUUUGAAAACUGUCCUACUAAGCAACAACAGUCUUUCAAGUGGAUUUCCGUUAUUGCUACGACAAUGUCCAAGUCUUGUUUUCCUCAGUCUGGCUCAAAACAAAUUUACUGGACAGCUACCUACAUGGAUUAGUGAAUCCAUGCCUCAUUUGGUUAUGCUACGAUUAAGAUCGAACAAAUUUUCUGGUCACAUUCCAAAUCAAAUAAUGGAACUUGGUGUUCUCUCUAUUCUGGAUCUAUCCAACAAUAAUUUUUCUGGGGACAUACCACAGUAUCUAGAAAAGUUAAAAGUUUUGACCGGCACUACGACUCCUUUCAAUGAGAAUCCUUUUGAGGAAUAUUUUUGGGACGAGCACCAUUCAGCUUAUAUGGGACCCUCCGAUGAUAGCUUGUCGGUGGUAAUAAAAGGGCAAGUACUUGAGUAUAGGAAGAAUGUUAUAUAUUUGAUGAGCAUUGACUUAUCUUGCAACAGUUUAUCUGGAGAAAUCCCAGAGGAACUGAGCUCCCUCUCUGGUCUCAUAAAUUUGAAUUUAUCUUCAAACUUGUUGAGCGGAAAUAUCCCAUAUAAGAUUGGCAACCUUCGAUCGCUGGAGUCUUUUGACCUCUCAAAGAACAGACUUGGUGGUGAAAUUCCUCAGGGCUUAACAAAUUUGACAUACUUGAGCUAUUUAAACUUGUCAUAUAAUAAUCUUUCGGGAAGAAUACCCUCAGGACAUCAACUAGACAUCCUGAAGACAGAUGAUCCAGCUUCUAUGUACAUUGGUAAUCCAGGUCUUUGUGGAUAUCCAGUUCCAAGGGAAUGUUCUGGUCCUCGUAGAGAUCCACCAACUAGCAAAGAUUCAGCAAGAUGGUCUGAAAAUGGUUUGUUUCAAAUGGAUUUCCUUCUAGGAUCAAUCGUCGGUUUUGUGGCGGGCAUUUGGCUGAUAUUUUGUGGGCUUCUCUUCAUGAAGAGGUGGAGGUACGAUUAUUUUGGGCUACUCGACGAGCUAUAUGACAGGUUGUAUGUCAUUUCCGUUGUUACUUGGCGGAAAUGGUUCAGGAGCACAUACGUACAUUAAGCAAGAACUACAUGGGG